GUCGCAGGUCAAUCAAAGAGCGGAGUGAUGUUUCCCCGAAGGAUUGGAAUGUUUGGGAAGUCUGAUGUUGACCACCGCCAGCGGAGAGAGUAAACGUCACGGUUGAUGCAUGAUGUAUGGAUAUUAACAGAUUAACUCAGUCGUCUUAAUCCUUGGUCUAAUUAUAAUGUGAACCGUUUACGAAUACCUUUCCAGAACUCAGAUCAACGAAUGGCAGCCACACGGAUAUAUACAUUUGUGACGUGUCUGAUACUGUCAAGUCAUGUGCGCUGUUGGCAUGACCUGACAAACACAGACUACCACUGCUGGCCAAUUGCAGCCAGCGCUGACAAUCCUACACCCUUCGCGUCAUGUCCAGGUGUAAACAUAAGAUGGAUUAUUCCCCCGCCAGCCAAGAUAAAAGCGCAGGAACCUUUUAAUGUCACGUACGAGCUACUGAUUGCCUCGUCAUUUUACCCCUGGGCAGUUACAAACAACAUAUUUGACCAGGCUAACGGCUCCGGGUUCAGCAAUGCCGGAGACGCCGAGACGUGGUGCAAGACGGCAGUAUGUCCAGAGCCAUCCGUUGCCAACACUGAAAACUGCUGCAUCCACCACGUUAAUGUCCACUCCUGCCCUCUUGACCAAAAGGACAUCGUCAGCAAUGGCCUCUGUGGUCCUUGGAUUCCUGCUUCAGGGGACAUCUUCACACACAGCGUCGUCAUGGUCGGCCCCGUGGAUGUCGGGAACUGGACGACCACGGUUGAAGGUUUAUAUUUACAGGGAGACACAUCAGUCAUCGCACAUUUUAAAGUGGCCAAAAUGCAUGUUGCUGUGGAACAAACACUCAAAGUCCUACCAAGAACAGUGUGCGGCGACUCCCGAUGUGAGGGUCAAGAGGGGGAGGACUGUAAGACAUGUCCGAAGGAUUGUGGCGUGUGUCCUCUAGAAGGCUGGCAGAUUGCUAUCAUUGCUGUGAUUGCCGUAGUCAUCCUCGUCGUCAUCCUGAGUAUUGUUGGGUAUUUUCAGUACACGCAGAGGAAACUACUGUGGGAUGAAAGUUGGAUCAUAUCAUACGAGCAGAUUGUUGAAGAGAGUGGUCUCCGGGGUAACUUUGGCAGUGUGAUCAGUGUCCAGACCGAGAAUUCGCAAGGGAUGACUCAGGCAGCCAAUCGGAGACAAGUAUUUGCAAACAUCGCGCUCUACGAUGGACGAACGAUUGCCGUUAGGAAGAUACGGAAGAACAACUUUUCUCUCACGAAAACCAUCCGAGUCGAAGUAAAGACAGUCAGAGAGCUGGACCACCCUAAUCUGUGUAAGUUCGUCGGCGGGUGUGUUGAAGUGCCUGACGUGUGCCUGCUCAGUGAGUACUGCCCCAAAGGAAGUCUCAAUGACGUUCUCCAGAAUGAAGACGUGCCGCUCAACUGGGCAUUCAGGUUCUCUUUCGCUACUGACAUUGCUCGAGGCAUGUGCUACCUACACAGUCACCGGAUCCUGCAUGGGCGUCUGAAGGCAGGCAAUUGUGUGGUGGACGAUCGAUGGACUGUUAAAAUAACAGACUACGGACUGGCUUCCUACAGGAUGGAGGAUCUGACCAAGGAAGACCAAGAUGAGCGGGAGUACCAAGAGAAGAGGGACACGGUGUACAUUGCCCCCGAAAUAAAGCAGCACACUGCUAAACCAUCCUAUUCCUCAGACGUCUAUCCCUUUGCUAUCAUUCUUCUCGAGAUAGCUACAAGGAAUGAUCCCUAUCAGGAUGCUGAUCCCUUCAAUAUACCAACCAACUGGAAACCCCCGCUUCCAGACAUACGGGGAAAGAUGGACCCUGACAAUGUUUGUCCCUGCCCUCAGGAUUACACAGAGUUAAUUGAAUAUUGUUGGCACCCAAAACCCGACUUUCGACCGUCCUUUGAGUCCGCAAAAAAGACACUACAUAGAAUAAACCCCAACAAACUAAGCGCCGUCGACCUGAUGAUGAAUAUGAUGGAGAAAUAUUCUAAACAUUUGGAAGCCACAGUAGCAGAGAGAACACAAGAUCUUUUUGCAGAAAAACAGAAAACAGACCGACUUUUAUACAGUAUGCUUCCAAGGGCAGUGGCGGAUGUACUGAGGCAGGGGAAACCAAUUUCAGCAGAAAGCUUUGACGCUUGUACAAUAUUCUUCAGCGACAUUGUUGGUUUCACAACGUUGUCAGGGAGCAGCACGCCGAUACAGGUGGUGGCCCUUCUAAAUAAACUCUACACGACGUUCGACGGCAUCAUAGAUAUGCACGAUGUCUACAAGGUGGAAACCAUUGGCGAUGCAUACAUGGUGGUGUCAGGAGUCCCAAAGAAGACAGACAAACAUGCAUGUGAAAUUGCCAACAUGGCGCUCGACCUUGUGGAGGCGAGUCGUAGCUUCAUCAUCCCACACAAGCCUGAUGAGCUUCUCAGGAUCAGGGUAGGGCUUCAUUCAGGGUCUGUCUGCACCGGCGUGGUGGGUCUGAAAAUGCCCCGUUAUUGUCUGUUUGGGGACACAGUCAACACAGCCUCACGGAUGGAGUCCAACGGAGAAGCUUACAAGAUACAUAUAAGUAGCUUCACAUAUGAUGAGUUGGCGAAGUUUGGCGGGUACAUUUGCACCAAGAGAGGAUCAAUACCAAUCAAGGGCAAAGGAGAGAUGACCACAUAUUGGCUGAUUGGUCGAGAUGACAGUAUAAUGACCAACGAGGACAAGAUCGACCGUCUAUCGGCUAAGAAACACAUACAUAUACUGACCAAUGGUGACGCACAGAUUCGUAACCUUGAAGUAACCAUACAAGACGUGGAGGCGGGGAGUGAUGCCUAUACCUCAUUACCAGAUUUUAGUAAAGACGACUUACACACUCGCAAAACAAGCAUACACAGUUCCUCUAAUGACUCCGGUUACCAGGACAGACACGAUGAUGGCAAUAUUGAUUGCUGACGUCACAAUCACGUGACCAACCGCUGCUGUUUCGCAAAGAGAAGCCAUGCCUCGUCAGACAGAACAGCGGUAACAACUGGGAGUCCUGCAAGGCGAACCUCUGUCCUCCGCAUUAUCACUGCUGGAGGAGCACUAUUUGACGUCAUCCUUCCGGCUAAGCAGAGUUAUUUCUGUAUAAAGACUCGGAAACCAAAUCAAAGUCGGAGUGCAAUAGGCUUCGAUUUGGACUUUGAUUCUUCACGUGAUAACAUGUUUCCACGUGCUAUUGUCAAGUCGCACCCUGUUAUGUUGCCUUAUCUGUCACGCAUCAUGAUAUAACUCAUGAUCGUGUAUGAAGAUGUUACCUAAUCAUAGAGAGCUGUUCAUCUAUACACCGCAUCUUUUGGUUGACAGAGACAAUACCUUGCAAUCUUAUUCAAAUGAUUUCAUCAUUAUCGGCUUAAAACAAGAAAAAUAAAAGCUAUAGUUACAUCAACUGUAA
Haliotis rufescens (red abalone) is the source of this 3403-nucleotide messenger RNA. Its product is annotated as atrial natriuretic peptide receptor 1-like. The record is from RefSeq and is a predicted model, not a curated record. The transcript is spliced from 21 exons. The coding region runs from base 211 to 2922 and encodes 903 amino acids. Gene Ontology annotation, biological process: cGMP biosynthetic process; receptor guanylyl cyclase signaling pathway; intracellular signal transduction. NCBI's taxonomy places the organism in Eukaryota, Metazoa, Mollusca, Gastropoda, Lepetellida, Haliotidae. Gene Ontology annotation, molecular function: protein kinase activity; guanylate cyclase activity; peptide receptor activity.